AUGCAACGCACGGAGAAUAGUACCGACGAAGAUCCUUUCGUGGACCGUGAAGAUGCGCCCUUUUUAGACCCGGAUUCGACGAACGUACGAGCUUCUUCCCACGAUGGCGGAGACAAAGCCUCUCGAGAAAAGCUGCGCAUACGGCUCAUGAUCACACUAUACGCGAUAAUCCUGCUUGUUGAAACAGGCAAUGCCAUGACCCACGGCCCAAUCACUCGUAUCUACGAGUCGAUCGCUUGCAAAAAUUACUACCAAACGGCGGACCCAUCGAAAAUCGGGACCGACGGGCAGGUACCGGAAGACCUGUGCAAAUUGUCGGAAAUUCAAGGGGAGAUUGCUUUGAUCAAGGGGAUUUCGGAACUUUUUGAUGGGGUGGCCAGUAUCUUGCUCGCGAUCCCAUAUGGGCUGAUGUCCGAUCGCAUCGGGCGCAAGCCUACGAUUAUGCUGAGCAUUCCAGGCUUCAUUCUUAAUAUGGUCAUCUCCGGAACGGUUCUGUGGUGGUCGAAUAUUUUUCCGCUGCGUGCGAUCUGGCUGUCAGCUCUGGCAUGGCUGUUCGGAGGGGGCUUGGUCGUUGCGGCUGCACUGGUAUGGACAAUGAUGGCCGAUGUGACCACCGAAAAACAGCGGUCGGCCAUGUUCUUUCAAUUUGGUGUUGUGGUUAUGGGCUCCGAGUUUUUGAGUAACACCGUCGGGUCGUGGUUGAUGAUAUAUUCUCCAUGGGAACCCUUGCUCAUCGGCUGGGGCAUUAUCAUUGCUGGUUUGUGCCUGGGGCUUACGCUGCCGGAAACAAAGAAUGCAUUCUCCCCCAGCACACAUCCGGACCAAAAACAAGAGCAAGAAUACGAAUUGUCAGAUAUAUCAAGCGCCGGCGGAGACGAAUCAGAAGGAUCUUUGCCUUACACGAAAACGAUCCCAGUGCAAGAGCCACCAAAAACAUUAUGGGCCCGCACCAGAGCAUCAAUCAUGGCAUAUUCUUUCUUGUUUCAAGACAGACAGGUCAUCUUGCUUUGCUCUGCUUUCCUGGUAUACAAGCUUAGCCGAGGGACUGCGUGGUUCUUGAUCCAGUACGUCUCGGUAAGAUACAAUUGGAGCCUGGCUGCAGCAAACUUGAUCAUCUCGCUGAAAUCGAUCUUGAUGGUUGCUCUUUUCAUCGCCGUUCUGCCCCUGGCAUCUUGGUAUUUACAGAAGAAACGAGGACUUGACAGUCGUAGCAAAGACAUGAUUCUCACCAAAACUAGCGUCGUGUGUUUGCUACUGGGCACGCUGGGCAUGGGUCUCUCGCCGCAUGUCGCUGUUAUGAUAUUCUUCCUCGUGAUUCAGACUAUGGGUGCAGGAUUCGUCUACACUACGCGGGCAGUGGUCACAACCAUGAUUCAGCGCAAUCAAACUGCCCGACUAUAUACUAUGAUUGAGAUCAUCCAAGCAUUCGGCAUGAUUCUGGCUAGUCCUAUUAUGACUGGGUUCUUUAACUGGGGUCUUUCGCUGGGUGGCUUCUGGAUAGGUCUGGCCUGGAUUGUCGCUUCAAUCCUCUUUGGCAUUGUGGGCCUUAUUAUCUGGAGAGUCAAGUUGCCUGCGGUCUCUACCAUGUCUGACGAUUGA
Messenger RNA from Talaromyces atroroseus, 1599 nucleotides. RefSeq lists its product as hypothetical. Gene Ontology annotation, cellular component: membrane. The transcript has a single exon. The record is from RefSeq and is a predicted model, not a curated record. Bases 1 to 1599 code for a protein of 532 amino acids. Lineage: Eukaryota; Fungi; Ascomycota; Eurotiomycetes; Eurotiales; Trichocomaceae. Gene Ontology annotation, biological process: transmembrane transport. Gene Ontology annotation, molecular function: transmembrane transporter activity.